Messenger RNA from Centruroides sculpturatus (bark scorpion), 822 nucleotides. RefSeq names its product centromere-associated protein E-like. The transcript is spliced from 2 exons. NCBI's taxonomy places the organism in Eukaryota, Metazoa, Arthropoda, Arachnida, Scorpiones, Buthidae. The record is from RefSeq and is a predicted model, not a curated record. Bases 1 to 822 code for a protein of 273 amino acids.
AUGGAAAAUUUAGAAACGUUGACAAGCAAAAUUUCUAAAUUUGGUACGAUAUCGUCUCGUUCGGAUACACAUACUACAAGUAGUUUAGAAGAAACAAGAAUAAGCGAGUUAAGUAACUGUGAAAUUACUGAUUUAAUCGAAACGAAAGUGUCCCGUAAUGAAUUCUUGACACGAGAAAACAUAUUGUUGGAAAUUCAUCUUCAUCGCAUUGGAAAAGAUGAUCUGAAAGAAGAACGAAAGUCUAUUCGAAAAUCUAGACCUUCAUCUAUUAUGUUAAAGAGACGUAACACUUAUUUUGAUAUGAGUCUUCUUAAACCGCCUGAUGCUGAAACUAGUAGUUUCCAUGAUCGCUCUUCCGAAGCACUUGUUAUGAAACAAAAAUAUUACAUACUUAAAACUGAAAUGAAGUUGAAGAAUGAUGAAAUCAAAAACAGAGCUGAACAACACGAAUCUACUUUGUGGGAUAUUCACAUGGAACUUGAAGAACUGGAGGAGAGAUAUAAAGAAGUAGAAAAAAGAAAACAAAAACUGCGAAAUGAAAUAGAAGAAAUCGAAUGUAGACUCGAGAUUAUUUCAGAUACUAUCAAAUGGAAGACGACUAUUAAUGAAAGAAUAUCUGAAAAUAUUACUCAACAAGAAAAAGAAAUUGAAGCUUAUCAAAAAGAAUAUGAUUAUAUAAAGAAUAUGGUUUCUAGUUAUAAACCUAUAACUAUAAUAGACGUCAUAAAGCAACAAAAAACUCUGAAAAUGACACAAAACCAAUUGAAAUAUUUUAAGAGAAAAACAAAUUUACUAGAUUUGAAACUUGGAAAAUUUGCGUAA